Messenger RNA from Hevea brasiliensis (rubber tree), 1413 nucleotides. Its product is annotated as dehydration-responsive element-binding protein 2F-like. The transcript has a single exon. The record is from RefSeq and is a predicted model, not a curated record. Gene Ontology annotation, molecular function: transcription cis-regulatory region binding; DNA-binding transcription factor activity. Lineage: Eukaryota; Viridiplantae; Streptophyta; Magnoliopsida; Malpighiales; Euphorbiaceae. Gene Ontology annotation, biological process: response to stress; positive regulation of DNA-templated transcription. Gene Ontology annotation, cellular component: nucleus. The coding region runs from base 7 to 1059 and encodes 350 amino acids.
UUUGAAAUGCUAGUAUUGACAGUCACUAACGUUCACAUGGACAUGAAACUUUCCCUAAACGUGACAACAUUUAAACCAAACUGCACUCUUCUCCCUACAUAUCCCGCGCCUUUCAACCCAUUUUCUGCAUUCCCCAACUCUCACUCUCGCUCUCUUCACUCAGCUUUACUCCUAAACCCCAUGGAAAAUUGCAGGAAAUCUCCAUUGAAGCCAUGGAAGAAAGGCCCAACAAGAGGCAAAGGUGGCCCUCAAAACGCCAUGUGUGAGUACCGAGGCGUUCGCCAAAGAACUUGGGGGAAAUGGGUGGCAGAAAUCAGGGAACCCAAGAGGAGAACAAGGCUUUGGUUGGGUUCUUUUGCUACUGCUGAUGAAGCUGCCAUGGCCUAUGAUGAGGCUGCUAGGAGAUUGUAUGGACCAGAUGCUUAUCUUAAUCUACCUCAUCUUCAACCUAGCUCCAUUAAUCCUGUAAUUAACAACAAAUCACAGAAGUUCAAAUGGAUUCCUUCCAAGAACUUCAUUUCCAUGUUUCCCUCUUGUGGAUUGCUUAAUAUACAUGCGCAGCCUAGUGUUCAUGUCAUUCAUCAGAGGCUCCAAGAACUCAAGAAAAAUGGAGUUCUUGGUCAAUCCUCUAAAGUUUCUAGUUCAUCCUCCUCUGAUUCAAGAAAUGAAGCAAACAGUAUAAUCGACAAAACUCACGUAGAAAAUCCUCCAGUAAUGGAGAAUGAUUUGGAAAUAACAUCAGAAGAGAUGCUGAGAUGCCAUGAUGAGGAGAAACCACAGAUUGAUUUAAAUGAGUUCCUUCAGCAGCUGGGCAUACUAAAAGUAGACAGGCAACCGGAAAACAAUGAUUCCACAGAAAGUUUUAUGGAGAAAGAACCUUCAUUAAAAGAUUAUGAUGAGGAGAAUAAUCUUGCAGCCCUGGCAGACAAUAGUUUCAAUUGGGAUUCGCUGAUUGAGAUGCAUGGAAUUGCUGAUCAUCAAGCAGCAGAAUCAGCCAGUUUCCAAGUUUAUGAUGUCCAAGAAGACGUGGCUUUCCCAACUUCCAUUUGGAACUUCUAGCCAGCUAAGAAGAAUCAACAGAUUUUGGUAGAGUGAGAGAUAUACCCUCACUGGAUAUCUUGGAAAUAGAGGAUUGCUUCUUUCAUCAUACCAAGUUUUUCAUGCUAGAGUCUAGAAAUUAGUGGCAUAGAUUCAUGCUAGAGUCUAGAAAGCAUAUUAUAACUUUGACCAUGAGAGCUAGAGAGAGCCUGCUGUAGUAGUUUUAGCGGUUGAGUUGGAUUGGAGAAAGGGAAUUCACUUGAUGCAGCUGUAGUAGCAUUUGUCCAGUUCUUUUGGCCUAUGGUUGAUGUGAACUUACCAGAUGCUUGUAAUUUGAUUUGCUCACAUUAACAAAACAGGACCCCUUUUUGUUUC